Molecule: messenger RNA, 3126 nt
Organism: Sceloporus undulatus (fence lizard)
Lineage: Eukaryota; Metazoa; Chordata; Lepidosauria; Squamata; Phrynosomatidae
Gene: CIMAP1B
Product: outer dense fiber of sperm tails 3B
Exons: 8
Coding region: 375-1133 (252 amino acids)
Cellular component (GO): cytoskeleton
Source: RefSeq, a predicted model, not a curated record
GGGCCGGAGAGGCGGGGCGGUUGCCUGGAGACGCCAGGCACACAAUGGGGCUGGAGGUGUGUUGCGUUGUGUGAUGUGUGUCUUGUGGGUCAGUCAUUGCCAGGCUGGGGCUGCUCUUGCAGGCUUCCCCUCGGUCCGCUGCUGUCCAGGACUUCUUGGGGCCCUGCGCAGGAGCCCUCCUCGGGCGGCAUGAAAAGUGGGGUCGGCAGGAGGCCAGCUCAGCCCUCGGAGGACUUUUCCCGGACGCUCAGCCCCAGCCUUUCCUCCCUCCAAGGAGCCCCGGAGCUGGGUUCGAGUUCUCCCCCGCUGCGCCUCCGGAGAUCCAGCCAGGUCUCUUUUCAGAGUUCACGGGAAAAUAGCGGUAAGCGUCGGCCAUGUCUGCAGAUGUCUGGGUGGGAUCCUGGCGCCCUCACCGCCCGCGAGGGCCAAUCGCAGCCCUCUACAGCAGCCCUGGGCCAAAAUAUGGACUCCCAACGAAUGUCGGGUACCAGCGCCAUGAUCCUUCUCGCUUCCGCGCCCCCGCAUUCAGCUUCGGCAUCCGACGGCUCCAGGAGCCAUUAAGCGUUUCUCCUGGGCCUGGCUACCUGGUCCCAGCCAACAUGACCAUGAGAGGCAAAGACGCCAUCCCUGCCUUCUCCAUUUAUGGACGCCCCAGAGACAUCAUGCCAUUUAUGACUCCGGGGCCAGGUCGCUACUUCCCAGAGAAAGCUGGGAAGUUGGCCUACCCCUCUGCCCCCAACUACUCCCUUGCUUCCCGGACAAAGGACUUUGAGAACGACCAGACGCCAGGGCCUGCUGCCUAUGGGCUCCCUCCCAUGCUGGGGCCCAAGGUGGUCAACAAGGCCUCCGCUCCCAAUUACUCCAUUUUCGGCCGCAGCACCAUUGGCAGCUUCUACGAGGAUCUCAGCAAGACUCCAGGGCCUUGCAAUUACCGUGUGGUGGAUCCUGGUGUCUACAAGCACCGUCCGCCACAUUACAGCAUGCUGGCUCGCAACAUGCCACCCGGUGACACCACUCUGAAGCCGGGGCCAGGAGCCUACAGCCCUGAGAAGUAUACCCAGCAGCGUGGCUUGACCUUCGGGAUCCGCCACUCAGACUAUGUGGCUCCUCUCAUUGUGGACGUGGCCGAAUAAGUCGGCCCAAUCGACAGGAACAGGCUGGACAAGAAAUGUUCAUUUGGGAAUACUCACAGUGCUUUGUGCUUUGUGACCUUGCCGUGGCGGAGGGUGGGCAGAGGAGGGUGGGCUGGAAGCAUCAAAGGUGUGAGUGGUUCAUCUCAGCUGGGGGUGAAUUGGGGGGGCCGGGUCCCCUGGGAUGCAAAGUCCAGCCCCUCAAGUCCUUUGCAAGACGCAGCAUCCUUUAGAGGAGAGGACAUUGUAGCACUGUUGGUUCUCUCUGCCCCUAGUUUCUUUGGCUAAAUUAUUCUGGGAUGUAACCCUAUUUAUCCUAAAGGCAUUGUUAGAUCCCAUCUGAUCUUGGAAACUAAGCCAGGUCAGCCCUGGUUAGUACUUGGAGGGGAGACCACCAGCAAAUACCAGGUGUUGUAGGCUGUAUUUCAGAGGAAGGAACUGGCAAAACCAUCUCUGAAGAUUCCUUGACUGAGAAAACCUUAUGAAAUUUAUGGGGCCACCAUAAGCCAACAUGCAAAUUGAAGGCACACACACAUAUAAAUAACCUAUAGAUGAGAUGGAGGUCAAGGAGACAAGAGUUUCCUAUGCCACAACCCCAAUGAGCAUUUUAUGCACUCUGUGCUUCAAAUGCAAAUAAAAAUUCUGCACCCCCAAAAUGCUGAAUUCUGUAUAAACUAAACAAACCAAGAAAACAUGCAGAUCAAUUCUAAGUCGCAUGACGUAUUCAGUCUGGAUGCUGAAUUUUGAUUAUAGAGUGUACAAAAUCCAAACGUCCCACCUGGUGAUCUCUGAAAAUCUUGGAGUCUACCUAGAUGUAAAAGGGAAUGUGCAUGUAUUCUGAUUAACCCAUUUCCCCCUUCCACAGUGGGACUUCCUCAGAGAUACAUGCCCAAGCAAACAGAUUUGUAAACUAAGCCCAUGUUUACCUUCCCAUGACCGAUCACAAAAAGAAAGCAUGCUAAAUGCAAGAUGCAACAGCAUGUGUUAUUACAAACAGACAUCUUUCUCCACUUGAGGGAGCACUUUUGCCAAAAAUAUGAGAAAACUAUCUUCUGGUUUUAUUCCAAUCCCGCCAGCUCUAUCUGUUUUGCUCAGAUGUUUUCCAGCACAUCUUUACAACAAAGCUGACUGGAAGCUUGACAUUUUGCAAAUGGAAAAAUAUGGUUCUUUGGAAGCUGAACUCUGUGACUGCAGUUUGCACUUUCUAACAGUGUGGAAUUGCAGCUUCUAUAUUACUGUUACUAUUGUGUCAUUAAUUCUGCAUAUAUAUGUGGCAAUAACCACAGAACAAGGAGGAACUCGUAUUUGGUUCAGCUUCCUGCAUUAAGGCAUUUGGACCCAACCGACUCUGCUAGACAUUGGCAAACCUUUUCUUAAGAGCCGGCAACAAAGGAAAUUUCUCAACCAGCAGAAAUUUGUGCUCCAUUGUUGAUGCAUCCUUUUAGAAGAUGAGUUCUUUUAAUAUCUAAGUCUAAAUCUAUCUUCUGAUUAUUUACUGAUGGAGGCUGAUGCAUUUGCUCUGGAGAAAGGUAGGUGCAGGGAAGGAAGAGGAGGAAUGAGGACAAUGCCCCCAAAUAAGCAUUCUGACACCCCCCCUUGAAAGUUCUCCAAAUGACAUAGUAAAAUGAUGUUCCUUAUAUAAAAUGGCAAAAUCAAGGUUUGUUUUUUGGAAUUUAUAUACGCUUGCCCCUUGGAAUUUGUGGGAGAUCUGUUCCGGACCCCCUCCCCGCGAGUUCCAAAAUUUGUGCAUAUUCAAGCACCAUAGGCUUGAAUGGGGCACUGCAUGUGGGGUGCGCGUGCGCACCCUAUUGGGGUUAAUGACAGCCACCCGUCCGCAGAUUUUCAAGUCCGUAGAUCUCAAGUCCGUGGACUUGGAGGGCUGACUGUGUUUUAAAAAUAUUUUCAAGCUGUGGAUGCUUAAUUCGUGGAUAAAAAAAUCUGUGGCUAUGGAGGCCUGACUGUUUUGUAGAAUGACAGAGUUGGAAGAGACCACAAG